ACAGGGUCAAAUAACAUCACUAGAUGAAAUCGAAGAUAACUAAAUUCCAUUAAACGAAGAAUAAAUAUAUGCAUUUUAGGGUGGUUUUGAUAUUCGCUCGCUUAUUUCCGGUGUUAACGUGUGCUUAUUUGUUUGUCAUCAUACAACUCUGAAGUAGUGUGGGCUUUUACUUUGAAGGGAUUCGGCUCAUAUCCUCUACAGCCGCAGCCCUUUCCGGUUAGCUAACGCAGAGCUUUCAACUCAUAUCACAUUUAGCUAAUAAACGAUUCCUCUUUGAUACAUUUAUCCAGUCUAUAGCACUUUCACCGACCAAACAAAAACAUGGCAGAGGCCAUUCAGAAGAAGCUGAAAGUGGAAGUAGAAAAAUAUACACAGAUGCAGAAAGAUGUUAGCAAGAGCGUGUCAGCCAGACAGAAGCUGGAGACGCAGCUCGCAGAGAACAACAUUGUCAAAGAGGAGCUUGAUCUGCUGGACACAAAAAACACAGUGUAUAAGCUUAUUGGCCCAGUAUUAGUGAAGCAAGACCUGGAUGAGGCCAAAGCUACUGUCACAAAAAGACUGGAGUACAUCAACGGAGAAAUUCAAAGGUACGAAACACUCCUGAAAGACCUGGAAAAGAAAUCUGACCAGCAUCGAGAACUCUUGUCUGGUUUACAGCAGGAGUUUCAGAAAGCGCAGGGCAUGGCUGUCGGCAAAGUCUGACCACGUGACCCAGCUGCAUGCUCACACACUGCAAACACACUGCAAACACACACGGAUGGCUUAGUCAUGGUAUAAUGUAAAAGAUUCAACAUAAGGUUGAGUAAAUUCUGCUUGUGUCUUGUCAUUAAUUUGUUAUUACAGUGACUUUCCCUUGUUGCUAAUAAACGUUUUUUUCAUGAAAUGUCAUAACUUAGUUUUAAAUUGAUUGCACAUGUCAACUUUGAGAGUGUUGGCUAUUUUGCUUCCAUAACAUGUCUUCUUUCAGACAAGCAAAAACACACAUUAAGGGGUUCAUUUUACUGCACUUAGUUGAUAUGUUUUAUAUGUCAGUCAUAUUUUGUUUCUCUCAUUCUGAGAUAAAUCUCCAUUUCAGUAUCA
Notothenia coriiceps (black rockcod) is the source of this 1080-nucleotide messenger RNA. RefSeq names its product prefoldin subunit 6 (gene pfdn6). Gene Ontology annotation, molecular function: protein-folding chaperone binding. NCBI's taxonomy places the organism in Eukaryota, Metazoa, Chordata, Actinopteri, Perciformes, Nototheniidae. The record is from RefSeq and is a predicted model, not a curated record. Gene Ontology annotation, biological process: chaperone-mediated protein complex assembly; protein folding. The coding region runs from base 322 to 702 and encodes 126 amino acids. Gene Ontology annotation, cellular component: cytoplasm; prefoldin complex. The transcript is spliced from 4 exons.